Micromonas commoda is the source of this 7680-nucleotide messenger RNA. RefSeq lists its product with no specific name. Gene Ontology annotation, biological process: carbohydrate metabolic process. NCBI's taxonomy places the organism in Eukaryota, Viridiplantae, Chlorophyta, Mamiellophyceae, Mamiellales, Mamiellaceae. The record is from RefSeq and is a predicted model, not a curated record. The transcript is spliced from 2 exons. Bases 1 to 7542 code for a protein of 2513 amino acids.
AUGGCGACGUUCCAGGCACUCGGCGAUCGCCUCGCCCACCUCGUGCCGCACGGCUGCGAUCCGUCGGCGAUAGACCAGGCGGCGGUGUUCGACACCCUCGCCGAGGCGCAGCUGUGCCUUCGGCGCACCGAUCCCGAGGAUGUGCGCGCCAGGCAGCGGGGGUUCGAGGACGCGCUCCUCCGGAUAACGUGCGGGGGUUGGGCCGGACCCGCGGUGCGACGCAGCGCAUCCGAUGUCCUCUCGGUCCUCUUCUCCGUCGGCAACGCCGUGGCGCUGUACUCGUGCGUCAACGAGAUCAUGACGCACGUAACCGCGCUCCCCGAGCGCGGGUCCGCGUCCAAGCCCAACGUCGGAUGCGGGCUCACUCGCCAGGGCGCGGCGAGGAUCGGAGCGUUGGAAUGCGUCGCUCGGCUGGCCCGCGGCGGACACGGGCCCGCGAUGAGCGGCGGCGCCGGAUCCAUCGUCGCCGCCGUCGCCAAACUCCUCAAAUCCACCGACGGCACGUCCGCCAAGUUCCCGAACGCGUGGGCGCUCACGCCCGACGGAGCGAGGGCUCUGCGAAGGUGCGCCAUGCGAACGCUCGCGGCGAUCGUCGGCGGGGCGAGUCGCGAGAGACCGCUUCGAGCGGAGGUUCGAACGGCCGCGGCGCGCGUGGUCAGCGACGCCAUCGCGCACGGCCUCGCGCACGGGCCCCGUUUAUCGUCCUCGUCGUCCAAGGGUUCUUCCUCCAAUGAUUUGAUCGCGAGGGAUCUCGAGAACGCGGCGGAGAAGAGCGGUCACAGCUGCGCGCGGGAGGCGUUUUCGUUGGCGGACCUGACGGGGGACCGCGAGCGACUCAUCCCCGGCGCGGGACGAACGGUGCAGGCGGCGGCGUGCGCGGCCGCGGGCGCGCUCGCGUCCACGCCCGGCGGGUCCGGGCUCUGGGGCGACGAGGGCGGUCGGUCCGCGCGGGGGGGAUCUGGCAAGCCGGGGCUUCGGUCGGCGGCGGAGGAGAUGCGCGACGUGCUUCGCGGCGCGCUGGAGGAGGGCGACGAGGAAACGCGGGGGUGCGCGGCGAGCGCGCUGGGCGCGCUGGCCGCCGCGAGGCUGUAUCCCUCGGAGCACACGCACGCGACGCGCGUUGCUCCCGACGGGUCGAACGGCGGCGGCGGCGGCGGCGGCGGCGGGGACGGCGACGACACGGCCGUAUACGACGCAGCCGUCGGCGCGCUCGACGAUACCCCCACGAAAAUCAGCGGGUCCGGAGGCGGCGGCGGAAACAAUAAGAACAAUAAGAAGCCGACGCACCACAGGCGCUCUUCGUCCUCGGGCGGCGGGUUGUUCGGCGGGUUGAUGCGGGGCAAGGCGGGCGGGGGGGACACGGAGUCGAGCGCCGCUUUGGCUGCGGCUAAAGCUGCGGCGGCGACGGCGGCGGCGGCGGCUCCGCUGGAUCUCGACGGCGCGGGCGUCGACCGUCGGUGGACGGAGACGAUCGAGACGUGCUUCGUGAGGGCGUUUCGCGACGCGUGCCGGUCGCCGGGGGCGGACGGGCGCAGGGCGCGCCACGGCUUGGCCGCGGCGAUGGUCCGGUUCACCGCUCGCGUGUCGGCGAAAUCGUUGGAGAGCGGUAAAUCCGUUCCGGCGCGGUUGCUCGUGGGGAUGACGUCGCAGGUGUACGGCGCCAUCGCCGACGCGCUCGAGGGACCCGGGGGCAUGGCUAGGGAGGACGCGCCCCACGCGGAGGCGUGCGCGUUGCACGUGCUCCGUUGCGGCGUCAUCGCGCGCCUCGACGAGCCCGGGCGCGGUUCGCUCCUGCGAUCGCUCGCGUCGAUUUUUUUUGGACACGACGGAUCGAAAGAGGAUCGAACCCUAAACCCGAAAGUGAACGUCACCGGGGAUAUCGCGAUGAGGGCCAUCGCGCACGCCCUCGCCGCCGCCGGUCGCGUCGACGACGACACCGCGGACGCGCUCUGCGGAUGCGUCUUUCGCGCCAUGGAUUCCGGCGGGUGUCCCGACGAAGUCGCCCUCGCGGCGGCUCGGCUCGCGUCGGCGUCGCCCCGCCGCGCCGCCGGCUUGUUGCGCCGAUCCGUCGAAAAAGUAUCCGCCAAUAUUGCGGGGACCAUGGACGCCGCCGCCGUCGCCGCCGUGUGCGGCGGCGCGGCGGCGACGGCGGCGCUCGUCGCCGCGGGGGACGUCCUUCCGCUGGGCCUUCCCGGCGGCUUGCUCAGGGACGCCGCCGCCGCGGCGUUUGCGUUGGCUGGCGGCGUCGUCGACGUCGACGACGCCGACGCCGAGUGCGAGUUGCGGGCUCGGGGUUUCCUCGCCGCCGCGGGGGUGUUGCGCGGGCCCUCCGGGCGUUACGAGGCCGAGUCGCGUCGCGACGAGAUUCUCGCCUCGUUGAAAAAGGCGUUGGACCCUCAGGCGCUCCGGACGCUUCUGGAGAGUUUGGAAAACGACGAGGGCGGAUCGAGCGCGCAAUCGCAGUCCAAGUCGUCGGGCGCAUUCGGUUUCAUGUCGAGCUCGGCGGCGAAGAAGAAGAGGCGGCCGGCGCCGCGGUGGCCGCCCGCGCGCGAGUUGAGAUGGCGCGCCGCCGCCGUGGACCUCCUGGCCGCGUACGCGUCCAUCGCGAACACCGACGAAUUGAACGACGAAAAAAACGACUCACCGGCGCCGCCGUCCGUCGUCGAUGCGUUACUCGACGACGCCGCGCGUUGUUCCCUCGUCAACACCGUUCAUUUCUUCGAAGGCGACCCGCGAGGCGAAGAGGGGGGCGCCGAGGCUGGACAACAUACGGCUGGGUACGUGGACGUCGGCGAGUGGCCGGCGGAUUCGCUCGUCGCGACACAGCUGGCUUCGUUUCGUCUCGCGACGCUACGCGCGUUCAACGUCAUCCACGGCGUCGAAAACGCUCGGAAAAACGCUCGGGAUCCACCGCUUAAACCGCCGCUCGAACGCUUCGGACGACGCGGGGGACACGUCGGGUACUCGAACGCGCUGGUCGCGCUCUGCGGGACUCCGGUUCGGCCUCUGCCGGAUUCGAACCUGGGAAGCGCGUGCGUCGUCGCGCUGCGUUUGGCGCUGGGACGGCGCGGCGACGACGCGGACGCGGGGGCGUGGGCGAGCGGCGGCGGCGGCGGCGGCGACGCCGCGCUCGACGAGCUGCGAGCCUUCGACGGCGGCUGGGACGCCCCGCGCGACGAGGAGUUAUUUUUGGGGUUUGGGCUCGGCGGGUACGCGAAAGGUUCCUUCCGUCGAGGGGCUAGUCGACGGUUCCCGCGACCGGCGGGCCUCGCGGCGACGCUGCAGGCGACUCGCGUCCACGCGCUCGCGUUUUUAUGCACCGUCGACCCCGCCGCGCUGCGUUUCAUCGAGGCGGAGGCGGGGAUCGUCGUCAAAGGCGACGUCAAAGGUGACGAUUCGAAUCCCUCGGGUGACGAUUCGAAUCCGGCGGAAACGGUUCGAAAACGGUUCGAAUUUGACGGUUCGGGUCUCCUCCCGGCGUCCCCCGCGUCGCUCGUGAACGCGUGCGUCGCGUCGCUCGCGUUGGCGGAUUCCGAUCGAUUCAAAUCCUUCGCCGACGCAUCGCUCGUCGCGUCGUCACUUGCGAAAAUCGCCGGCGCCGUCGACCGGUCGCGAUGGUCCGGCCCCGCGCACUGGCGCGUCGCCGCGGAGCUCUCCGCGCGAGCCGCCGAGCUCGGGGGCGACGCGGACGCGGCGUCGCUCCUAACCUCGCUCGCGGCCUCGCUGCCGUCCACGCCGCCGAGGAGGCGUAGCGACGAUCGCCCGGGGAGUCAAAAAAACCCAAACGAUAAUUCCAACCCUUCAGCCGACGACGACGGCCCGUCGCCCAGAGCCGUCGCCGCGUGCACAGCCGCGGCGACGUUUCAACGCGCGGGCGCGCUCGCCGCAACGUCCGCGACCAAACCCCUGGUUCGGUCGCUGCUCGAGACGAGCGCGCAGGUGGACGUGGGAUCUGACGCCACGCACCUGUGGCCCCUCCGAGCCCUCGGCGUCGUCGCGCAACACGUCGGACCCGGGUUCGCGAGGCACGCGUCCACGGUGCGGCGACUGGCGUUCGCGAUGGUAAACUCGCCGGAGUGCGCGUACGCGGCGGGCGCGGCGGAGACGAGGGCGGCGUGCGGGCGUCUGGUCAACGCGGCGGUGGCUGCGAUCGGACCGGACCUCGACCCGGGGGGCGAGACGUUUAAAUCGUUCGCGGCGCUCGUGGCGGCCGUCAGGGACGGGGGCGAAAACGGUCCGACGGGAACCGAACCGACGGGGAACCGAACCGACGGCGACGACGGAACCGACGCGGGUGAUCGACGCGACGCCGAGUGCCAGCUGGAGGCUGCGCUGUUUUUGCAGCAGCUCGCCGUGUUUGCUCCGCAGACGGCGCCACCCGACGUGCUCGUCCGAAGGCUCCGGCCGUACCUCGAAGGCUCCGCCUCGGCGUCGCUGCGAAGGGUCGCCGCCGCGACGCUGCGGCACGUGUGCGAGCGCGACGCGUACGCGGUGCUUCGCUCCGUCCACGCUCGGUCGAUGAGCGACGGACGAUCGACGCGGAGACGUUCUCAUCACGUCGGAGGCGGCAUCGAGGCUGACCUGCUCGCGCUUCUCGACGGGUACGGCGGGGGGAACGAAGGGGGCGAGCUGGAGGAUGACGACGGCUACGCGGUUCGCGACGCGACGAGGGCGCUGUGGUUGCUGACUGGCGCGAACGCUCACGACGAUCCGGCGAAGGCGGCGAGGCGGCUGGCGGCGGUGGCGCUGCACGCGCCGGGGCGGGACUGGGGCGGCGACGAGCUCGACGGGGGCGCCGAGCUCGACGGGGGUGCCGAGCUCGAUGGGGAUGACGAGGGUGGGGGUGCCGAGGGUGCCGAGGGUGAGCCUUCGAACGCAGAGGGCGACGAUUCGGACGCGGAGGACGAGCGCGGGGUGAGAAACGGUCGGAGAAACGGUCGGAGAAUCGCGAUCGAGGUUGCCGGUCGCGCGGCGCCGAAGCUCUCCACGCGGGUCAUCGCCGCGGCGAUGAUCUCGGCCAUCCCUUCCUUCGUCUCCGCGCAUCCCGCGCACCUCGACCUCGCCCUCGCGCGUAAAAGCCGCGGCGAUCGAUGGCUCUGCGCGCAGGCGGACGCGCUCGUGGAUUUGGGUCACAGGCUGGCGACGUCAUCCUCCGAGCCGCUGAGACCGCGCGGGCUCGCGCUGAUGACGCGCCUCGUCGAGACGCUGGGGGACGCGCGGGACCCGGACGUUCCGGGGAGCGCCCUCCUGGAGCAGUUCCAGGCGCAGGUGCUCUCCGCGCUGCGGGCGGCGGCGGCGGCGGUAACGGCUGUAACGGACGGGGACGGGGAUUCGGGAGAGUCUACCGCCGGAAAGUCAACCCCCCGUUUAAGGUUUAACGCCUCCUCCGUCGCGGACCCGGCGAGCGUUUUGGAGGCUUUGUCGUUGGCGUCCGCGUCGCUCGUCGACGGCAGGGUCACCGGCGGCGAUCCCGCCGCGACGCGCAGGGUCGUCGACUUCAUCGUCCGAUCCGCCGUCGCCGCGCUCUCUCUCGACCAAUCGGAAGACGACGCGUCGGACAAGAACGGAGAAUAUUUCGACGGCGCGUGCGAGGGAAUCACCGCGAGGUUGCGGGUGGCGACGUCGCGGGCGUUGGCCGUGGCGGCGACGCACGCCCCCGACGCGCUCGCGACGGCGCUGGCCAAGGCGAACGUCGACGCGCCUCGGAACCGUUGCGAGCUCUGGUGGCGCCGGGUGCUAACGCGAUCCAAUGCGCUCGCGACUGACGACCUAUCGUCGCGACCGAUUAUCGCGAGGGACCUGGCGAGGGCAGCCGGCCCGGCCCUCGAGGCGCUCGCGUUGGCCUCCUCCUCUUCUUCUUCCUCCUCCUCCGUUUUCGACGCGUGCGCCGCCGCGUUUCGGGCCGCGGCGGCGUCGGGUUCGUUUUCUUCCGGAGAGCGUCCGAGGGAGGGACCCGGCGGAUUGAACGACUCGGCCGAUUGCGCGGGAGUCUUGAACGACGCCGCGUUCUUCGAGGAGCUCUUCGAGCCGCUCAACCCGCCCCCGGGACGAGUCGCGCGGGGGGACGGGGCCGACGGGGUGGUUGGUGUCGACGUCCUCGCGGCGACGAGGGCGCUGAGGCUGGCGUUGGACGCGCUCGUCUCCUCCUCCUCCUCCUCCUCUUUCUCUUCCUCCUCCUCCUCCUCUUCCUCCUCUUUCUCUUCCGAGGCGGGAUCCGCGGCGGUGGCUGCCGUUCGCGCGUGCGCCGCGACGUUGGUGGAGCGACGUCGCGCGAUGGGCGCACGCGUCGCAUCCGACUCGACGUUCGUCCGCGAGUGCGCCGCGACGUUGGCGUCGUCGGCGCGUGCGACGGCUUUGGUCGCCGAGCGAGGCGGCACUCCUCCUUCCGAGUGGACGCUCGCGACGGCGGCGCUGGGCGCGGCGAUCGCGGGCUCGGUACCCGCCUCGUCGCCCCAUUUCCGCGCAUCGCUCGUCGCCCUCGACGCCCUGCUCGUGUCGAGCGAUAAAUCGACGCGUCCCGAAGAUGGCGGCGCGAUGUCCGCGCCGUUGCUCGCGCUGGCGGUCGACAUCUCGCGCGAAGAUGACGACAAAGUUGAUCACGGCUCGUCUCAUCAUCAAAACGGCGAUGUCCUCGCGCGCCUGUUCGCCCGCGCCGCUCGCGAGUGCCCCCGAGACGACGUCGCGCUCCUCACGGCGACGCGCGCGCUCGAGGCGGCGCGCGAUGCGAUCGACGCGGGCGGCGGCGUCUCCCCCGCGUCGGCUUCGGUGGCGGCGGUGGCCGCCGGCGUGAUCGCGUCUCGAGACGGCGGAGGAGGCAUCAAUCGGGCGGUUCCUAACGCCGUCGACGUCGACGCCGUCGUCGGUUCCAUCGUCGGUGGCGCCGCGGAGCCGCGCGCGGCGUCCGCGGCGCUCGCCGCCGUCAGGGAGACGCUGGCGCUCGAGAGGACUUCGGGGCAGCCGUCGGCACUCGGCGAUGGGGACGAUCGAUUCGGGGGGAGCGACGACGACGUCUCAAACGUCGCCUUCGCGUUUCUUCGCGCGCACGGCGCCGCAGCCGCGGCGGGCACGCGCGCGAGGUGCGCGCUCGCGGCGGCGGCGGCGGCGGCCGGGGACGACCGCGCCCGCGGCGAUCACGCGCGCGCCGUCGCGGAGGGGCUCAAGCUGUGCGCCGCCGCCGUCACGAAACUGGCGUCGUCGAGAGAAGGCGCGGGGGGGGGAGACUCGGCCGUUUCGGCCGUUUCCGCGGCGGUUUCGGUGUUCUUGCCGCUGGCGAUGGACGCGGGCGCCGGCGUCGGGGAUGACGAGCGCCGCGCCGCCCCCCACCCGCCCGUCCCGGAGCUGAGGGCGGCUGCGGCGGCGCUGGUGCGGAUGGUGGCGGCGGCGGCGCCCGAGGGGUUCAGGCAUGCCGUCGCCGCGCUCGGAAGCGAGUCGAGGUCGCGGCUGCAGUCGGCGCUCGCGGGAGGCGGGGGGAUCGCGACGACGCCGGGGGGUGCGGCGGCACCGGGGACGCCGCCGGCGAUAUCUCUCGGAUCGAUGGGUUAGCGAGCGGCGGCCACCUUUCGGUUGCGGUUGCGACUGCGGCGCCGGCGAAAUCAAAUCGAGGGUUAGAAUUUAGGAUCAGACGUCAGCCGCAUCGUCAGCCACGCAGCAGCGGCGGUCUUCGUCAGCCGUUGGAAAAUU